AUGCCUCGUACAAAACCAAGAACAAGCAAUAAAGGGACGUAUACAGGAGAACAGAUGAAAGCUGCAUUACAAGAUGUACUUGCAGGCAAAACUAUACGUUCAGCAGCAAAGGACCACGAUUUGAACUACAAUACUUUGAAUAGGAAAUACAAGAAACUAAAUGGAAGUGAAAUCCCAGAUGAGUCACUUCUGACAGCAAAUUAUACCCAUAAUCAGGUGUUCAGUCCUGACCUGGAGGUUGAAUUAACAUCUUAUAUACGAGAACGUUCAGAGCUGGGCCAUGGUUUGGACACUGAUGAAGUUCGAACGCUAGCUUUUGAUUUUGCUGAGGCCAACGCUAUCCAAGUACCAGAAAAUUGGAAGGUAAAGAAAACAGCAGGAAAGGAAUGGUUCAUGGCAUUCAUGAAGAGGAACCGAACACUCCCUCUUAGGCUUCCUCAAGCAUUUAGUGCAAGCAGAGCAGCAUGUUUCAACAAGCCCAACAUCCAAAACUACUUUGAGAAGUUAAACACUGUGCUGGACAGGAACCCCAGGUUUGCAUCUGGGGAAAGAAUUUUUAAUGCUGAUGAAAUUGGAACAACAACUGUUGGUGCAAUUACUAGAAAAGUUGUUGGACCUAAGGGAAGCCGACAAGUACAUCAAGCUCAAAGCCAUGAGAGAGGUGAGAGUGUAACAUCUAUGUUUUUUGCCUAUGCUAAUGGAACUUUCUUGCCUCCAGUCAUGCUGUUUCCUAGGAUCACUUACAAUACUGGCAUGGGAAAAGAUUGCUACCCUGGAACGAAAGGGAUAGCGACUGGAAAGAAAGGUUACAUGAAUCACAUUGUCAUGGUCCAGUCUAUUCAGCAUUUCAUCGAUCAUUCAAAUAGUUCCAAAGAGAACCCAUCGCUGCUCAUAGUUGACAAUUUUGGCAGUCAUAUUACCCUCAGCGUUAUUAAUUUGUGCAAAGAAAAUGGGGUAACUCUUUUUACUCUUCCUCCUCACACCACCCACCGCACUCAGCCAUUAGAUGUGGGAGUUUUCAAGCCCUUCAAAAAUGCAUACAACAAAGCUGUGCACACCUGGAAUAGUCAAAAUGCAGGCAGAUCUGUGAGUAUUUAUGAAGUUGCAGGUUUUGUACAUACAGCCAUUCUCCAAAGUUUUACCCCACAAAAUAUCCUGAGUGCCUUCCGAGCAACUGGCAUUCAUCCCUUUAACCCCGAUAUCUUUCCUGAGAAGGACUUCUUCAAGAGUUCUGUGACUUAUCAAGAGAACCCACCUGAAGCAGGACCUGCUCAGCUUGCUAAUAAUGAAAAAGAUGAUAAUGCCAUCCCUCUGAAUGACA
Messenger RNA from Frankliniella occidentalis (western flower thrips), 1321 nucleotides. RefSeq lists its product as uncharacterized. Gene Ontology annotation, molecular function: DNA binding. NCBI's taxonomy places the organism in Eukaryota, Metazoa, Arthropoda, Insecta, Thysanoptera, Thripidae. The annotation marks the transcript as partial. The record is from RefSeq and is a predicted model, not a curated record. Gene Ontology annotation, cellular component: nucleus. The transcript has a single exon.